Molecule: messenger RNA, 1434 nt
Organism: Histoplasma mississippiense
Lineage: Eukaryota; Fungi; Ascomycota; Eurotiomycetes; Onygenales; Ajellomycetaceae
Exons: 2
Coding region: 1-1434 (477 amino acids)
Molecular function (GO): hydrolase activity
Source: RefSeq, a predicted model, not a curated record
AUGCUCAAUGCGGAAGUUGACGAGACGGCUCCAUCCAAUAUCGACAUGAACGAUACUGUCCAUCACAACAUGCGCAACUCUCCCGCCAGCUCCCUAAACGCUGCAGUGCACGCUGUAUCGCUCAUGGAAGAUGACGAACUCUUCAAUUGUGGCCGUGGUAGUGUGUUUACGUCUGCGGGUACGAUUGAGAUGGAGGCAUCUGUUAUGGUUGCGUCGCUACUUGAUGAACACAAUGUCUGUGAUUUCGAUGAGGGUGAGGCUAAGGGCUUGGCGUCGGAGCGAAUGCCGGGCUCUAUAAAACGCGGGGCAGGGGUAAUGCUCGUUCGCAAUGUGAGACAUCCGAUUCAGUUGGCGAGAGAAGUGUUGCUCAGGACAGGGUAUGGGGAUCAUGAUAACGCUGGUGGAGGCAAUAUGCAUUCGCAGCUUAGUGGGGAGAUGAGAGAUGGCGGGAAUAUGGGAGUGGGAGUGGGCGUGGAGGCAAGUGGCGAGAGCGAAAUUGACGAUGGGGAUGACCUGUAUUUGAGUCAGGGAACGGUUGGAUGUGUCUGUCUUGAUCGUUGGGGGAACAUUGCUGUCGCAACUAGCACUGGUGGUUUGACGAAUAAAUGUCCUGGUCGGAUUGGAGAUACUCCAACGCUGGGAGCGGGUUUCUGGGCGGAGGCGUGGGAUGUUGAAGCGGUGGAGCCGUUGACAAACAUUAGCGUAUGUCCCGGUGGCAGUAAUGGAUUGCGAAGCAGUAGCCAGCCAAAUAGGCAUUCAAUGAUUUAUCAAGCCCAUGAUGGAUAUACCAAUCUGCUUCCAUCGCAAUUCGGCCCUGCUACGACUACCAUCAGUUCUACGGCUGGGGUAGGAGCGCCGCGGCAGUCCGAUUUCAAUCCAAAUACCGUCCUCACAUUGCUCCGCGACUGCUUCUCUUCAUCUCUCCAACGACCAUUGGAAUAUACCAAUUUGGAACAACCUAAGUACGAUAUUGAAAAAAUUCCACUACCAAACCCUAAAUAUGGCCCGUACACAGACUCCGACACUCGGCACUGCGGCAUGCCACAGCGCCGACGAAUUGUCGCCCUCUCUGGUACAGGAAAUGGCGACUCCUUUCUCCGCACUGCAGCUACACGCACUGCAGCUGCUAUGGCACGAUUCUCAUCCGCUCAAAAGCCUGUCUCACUGAAACAAGCAGUUACUGCCGUUGCGGGACCGGGUGGGGAGUUGCAACGUUCGGCUGGAAGACGGUGGGGGAAGACGGGUGAAGGCGCGGGGGGAAUCAUUGGAAUCGAAGCGGAGGUGGAGAUUGAUGGGCAGAGACUGGGGGAGAAGUUGCGGAAGGGAAAAGUCGUGUUUGAUUUUAAUUCCGAGGGAAUGUUUCGGGCGUGGACGGAGGAGAAGAAUGGGAAAGACGUGGAGAGGAUGAUGGUUUUCCGGGAUGAUUACAAGUGA